Paramecium pentaurelia is the source of this 495-nucleotide messenger RNA. Lineage: Eukaryota; Ciliophora; Oligohymenophorea; Peniculida; Parameciidae. The record is from the annotation of a GenBank genome assembly.
AAUGAUUAGAAAUACGCCUAAGUAUUCUUAAGUAGAAUUAUUUAAAAAAUAGGUUGAUGAUUGUAAAUUCGAACUAUUAUUUCUAAAAAUAAUUGAGGGAAUCAUGAUUUUUGUUACUUUUUAAGGAAUCUGGAGAAGAGAAAAAAUGCACUUAAUUAAUUUUCUUGUUUAGGUGCCAUGUAAUGUUUCGUGACCUUAUUUCUCUACUUAUUUUAUUUCAAUUUUCUCAUGAUUGUAAUAACAAUUAAUAUUUAAGAACAAGCAUAUUUGCUGCUCUAUCCUGCUUUUUAGGAUUACUUAAGAACCUAAUAAUUUAAAUUAAGACUAAAUUUAAGAAAUUUUUUUAUUGCUUUUAUAAGAGUAUCAACUAUAUACUACAGAUGAUGAUUCUUUAAAAAUGAGUAGGAAGUUUGAAAAAAUUAAACUACAAUUCUGUGAUACGUAAUAUAAGAAAAUAAUAUUAGAAUCGUUUAGUAGAUGGAAAAUAAGAAAUGA